Messenger RNA from Siniperca chuatsi (mandarin fish), 2425 nucleotides. RefSeq names its product ankyrin repeat domain 33Ab (gene ankrd33ab). The record is from RefSeq and is a predicted model, not a curated record. Gene Ontology annotation, molecular function: protein binding. Bases 239 to 1615 code for a protein of 458 amino acids. NCBI's taxonomy places the organism in Eukaryota, Metazoa, Chordata, Actinopteri, Centrarchiformes, Sinipercidae. The transcript is spliced from 6 exons.
GUCUGAUGCUGUCUGAAGAAUACGUUUCAUCUUAAAGGCCCAGGAGGAAACUGUGACCUCUCUGCUCUGAAAACACAGUAGGAGUGUUGGAGGAAGUCAAAAGUCCGCCACAAGAAGUCGUAGAGGUAUGGCACACACGGACUGACACAUGGAUACAUCUACGUUUAUGGCUGAUUGAUAACCCUUUGUGAUGUAGCCAAAGGAUACAGUACCAUCUCACCUGUUCUGCUGUUGGAAGAUGGCCACUGCAGCGGAGGACCCCCACCUGGGCUCAGGCCCUGAUGAGGAUGACGUGUCUCUGUCGGGGAGCGAGUCCGAUUCAGACAGCAUCCUCUCUGAUGACUCUGUGCUUCCAGAGCACAUGCCGGAGAUAACUAAGGGGCGUGCGGCAUCAACACUGUAUCAAGCAUGCGCUCGUAAUGAACCCGUCUCUCUGCGGAAGGUUCUGGAGAGAGGCGUCACAAAAGAGGAGGUCAUGGAGCUGGACAACAAUAGCUGGAAUGGCUUGAUGGUGGCUUGCUGCAAAGGUUUUGUGGACAUUGUAUAUGGGCUUCACAACUGUCCCUUUAUAGACAUAAAUCACCAGGACAAUGAAGGCAACACUGCUCUGAUGAUUGCAUCCCAAGCAGGUCAUGUCAACACAGUCAUGUACCUCCUAAACUACUAUCCUGGUGUAGACACUGAAAUAAAGGAUUGUCGAGGUUUCACAGCCCUCAUCAAAGCUGCUAUGACCGGCCGCAGUGAUGUCGUGGCUGCCCUUGUUAUGGCUGGGGCUGACAUACAUGCUGUAGACUCCACAAGAGGAAAAUGCGCUCGGCAAUGGGCACUGACUACAGGUCGUUAUGAGACUCGGUAUCGUCUCCGGCGCCUUAAUAUGCGGCCAAAAGCUGAGCAGUUCUGUGAGAGUUAUGUUCCUGAGUGGCCUGAGCUCAAGGAGAGGGUAGCCAAGGCCACAGCUGAGAAAAGUGCCACGGAAAAAAUUACCCAGCAUAUCAAAAACAGAUUCGGAUUCAGAUUUCCUCGUGACCCCCAAGACAAUGGGUGCUUGGACCACAUGGUGCGCAUGACCACCAGUGUCCACAGUCCCCUAAUUUCAACUGGAUGCCAUCCACUCUGCCCUACGAGCCCUCCUGAGGUGGGGAAGAGGCGCCUGGCUGUGCCAGAGCUGGUGAAGAAACACCCAGAGAAGGUAUUAGAAGAUAGCUCAGUGUGCCACAGUAACGGCUCUGUAUCACACAUCAUUCCCACAAUCCACUCCACAGAGUCCAUCGCUCCAAUGUGCUGUGCCGACACGAUGCGGCGAGGCAGCAUCCUCUCAUUGGCUUCCACCAAAGUUGCUGCUACAUUUAUUCCCCGGAGUAUGGCAAGAAGGAACAGCGUGUUCCCCUCGGGCUGCAUACCAAAGAUCAACGUCAGCAGGCCUUCAGAGCCAACGCCGAAGAAAGAAAAGAAGAAGAAGAAAAAGGAAAAGGGCCUCCUGGAACCACCCAAGUGGAAAUACAAGGAGAUCAAGGAUGAGAAAAAGAAGGAGAAGAAGAACUCUGAGAAAGAAAAGGAAGAGAAAGAGAAAAAGGAGAAAAGAAAACAAAAAGACAACAAGAAGGCCAAAAACUAAGAGUUUCAAAAAAUGGCUAUACGAAAAGUUCUGAAUGAAUCAUCCCUUUUGGGAACAUUAUGCUCUUUAAGAAUGUGUUCAACUCAGGGCUUGAAACUUUCCAACCAAAUAUCUUGGAAAUAUUCAGCAAAUAUUGAACCUAAAGAGAAAAUAGGUAAGAGAGGAGAUCUUUUUUUCUUCCUCAAACGAGCCCUGCAAAGAGGCAAAGCUUUUAGCCUCUAAUGUCUAAAAGUUGAGACGCAUAUUACAUAUAUUUUGAGUUAGGAUAGAAAAAAAGUUUAUUUUUCCAUGAAUAUAUUCAUUUAUUUGUAGUAUCAAAUAAGACUAAAAUUACCUUAUUAAUGAUUAUGGUACAAUGCAUGAAACCCAUGUUUACUGAUUCAGUUUCACAGAAGCAUUUAUGGUAUCUACCUCAACAUUCACAUGAAACACAGACAGGCAGGCACAUACUGCACUUUUUGUAUACCUGCAUACCCAUGCCCUAUGCAAGAUGUAAAUACAGACACACAUAGCUAUAACAUAGCCUAUUUGUAUUGUUAUGUAAUAUUGUUUUAUGUGUUGAAUUUGCUGCAAGUUAUUUUUGUAAAUAGCUAGCCAAAAAUCAGUUGUAAAUACUGUACAGUAUGUAGCAAACAUGAAUCACAAUGGAGGAUCUGUUUAAUCCUCUAGUUCUAAGUUCUACGUUUUAUUGCCAUUAUCUGAUAUUGCCAAUAACAUAUUCAUAUGAUAUUUCCUGAUUUUAUUAACUCUGAGUGCAUGGAUUCAAUGUGCUUGACAUUACAAAUAAAUAUAGGACAGAGAACGCUGCAA